This is a messenger RNA of Theileria orientalis strain Shintoku, 279 nucleotides long. Its product is annotated as protein kinase. The transcript is spliced from 2 exons. The coding region runs from base 1 to 279 and encodes 92 amino acids. The record is from RefSeq and is a predicted model, not a curated record. NCBI's taxonomy places the organism in Eukaryota, Apicomplexa, Aconoidasida, Piroplasmida, Theileriidae.
AUGAGAUUUUUCUCACCCAAAUUCGAAAAUGAUUAUACCCUAGGGAAGCGAAUAUGCAACGGAGUAACAUGUCAAAUAAGAGAAUGUCGAUCCAUAAAGGAAGAAAAGGACUACGUCGUUAAAAUAUAUCCCUCUGACCUCGAUGAUAUUAAUACAAUAAGAUAUGAACAUCAUCUUUACGUAAAAAAUAAACUAAAUUCUAUACCGAAUAUAUUAAAACUAAGAGAUUGUUUUUUUGAUAAAUACUACGUGUACUACGUAAUGGAGAAGUACGAGUAA